Messenger RNA from Letharia columbiana, 1056 nucleotides. RefSeq lists its product as uncharacterized. Bases 1 to 1056 code for a protein of 351 amino acids. The transcript has a single exon. Lineage: Eukaryota; Fungi; Ascomycota; Lecanoromycetes; Lecanorales; Parmeliaceae. Gene Ontology annotation, molecular function: heme binding; oxidoreductase activity, acting on paired donors, with incorporation or reduction of molecular oxygen; monooxygenase activity. The record is from RefSeq and is a predicted model, not a curated record.
AUGUUUCAGCAAAAGAAAGCUGCGGUCUUGAAGGGGAUGGAAGGCGAUAGUAUGGACCUGAUGACCGCUCUCGUGAAGGGCGCUGGUAUCACGAAGGAAUCGCUAACAGGAGAGAAACCUCCGGCACAGACUCUGACAGAUAGGGAAAUACUCGGCAAUGCGUUCGUCUUCAUAGUUGCGGCUCAUGAGACAACGGCCAAUUCUAUUCAUUUCUGCUUGGUCCUGCUUGCUAUGAACAUAGCCGCUCAACGACAUCUUCAAGCCGAUCUCGAUGAAAUCUUCCAGGGUCACCCCGUCAGCGAGGCUGAGUAUGAGAAAAUCAUCCCCAAAUUGUUUGCCAGUAUGGCUGGUGCAGUGCUCAACGAAGAGCUGCGUCUAAUCGCUCCUGUGGUGGGCAUCCCCAAAUCCACCCUGAAAGAAAGCCCUCAGCCUCUCGAAAUUGGAGGCAAGACAUGCACGGUACCAGCAGACUGCUAUAUUUCUCUCAUAACACCUGCCGCGCAUCGCAACCCAAAUCAAUGGCCAACUGGUCCACCCGCGAAUCCCGACAAACCGACGCACCCUCUCUCAAAUUUGGACAACGACCUCGAAGAGUUCAAGCCGGAAAGGUGGAUUUUGGAUCCUGACGCCAAGAAUACUGCGAGUAUGCCUGAGCAGGAAGCGGACACGGAAGCGUCCGAUUUGGGAGUCAACACCGCGGCGGAUACUUCUGCGGCAUUGUAUCGCCCACCAAAGGGUGCUUACAUUCCCUUCAGCGAAGGCCAUCGCUCUUGUAUUGGGCGACGCUUUGCACAGGUCGAGAUACUUGCAGUCCUUGCGCUCAUAUUCUCGCAGUACAGCGUGGAACUGGCGGUGGAUGCAUAUGUCAGUGACGAUGAAGUAGAUAAGAUGACCGAUCAAGCGAAAUUCGAGGUCUGGAGUAAAGCCAGAGAUGAAGUAACAAGGCAAAUGAACGAGGACAUGGGAGCUAUCAUCACACUUCAGCUUCGGAAAGGUGCCAUCGGAAUCCGCUUCGUGAAGAGGGGAAAGGAGAGAUUCGAUUUCAAUGCAAUAUGA